Drosophila subpulchrella is the source of this 714-nucleotide messenger RNA. RefSeq names its product histidine triad nucleotide-binding protein 1 (gene HINT1). The record is from RefSeq and is a predicted model, not a curated record. The transcript has 3 exons. Lineage: Eukaryota; Metazoa; Arthropoda; Insecta; Diptera; Drosophilidae. Bases 143 to 595 code for a protein of 150 amino acids. Gene Ontology annotation, cellular component: cytoplasm; nucleus. Gene Ontology annotation, biological process: purine ribonucleotide catabolic process. Gene Ontology annotation, molecular function: hydrolase activity.
UUCAAGUCUUGGUUCCCUGUAAUAUUAUCUGUUUUAAAUAAUAAUAAAAACCAUUUUAACGAACGCAGUUGUGAGCAUUAUAAUACCCUAAAUUUAGGCAGUCUAUGGAUUAUUUGAAACCCCAGUUGGCAGCGCUUUUUCGAUGUUUCUGACGACCGGCCGGAAUUUUUUCCGUGUUUUCAGUUCUCGACAUAUAGCAACCUGUGGUGCUAGAAUGGCGAGCGAAGUGGAAAAAUCGCAGACUGCAGCUGCCAGUGAAGAUACUAUUUUUGGAAAGAUUUUGCGCAAGGAGAUUCCAUGCACUUUUAUCCACGAGGAUGACAAGUGUGUGGCCUUCCAUGAUGUGGCUCCCCAGGCACCAACACAUUUCCUGGUGAUCCCUCGCAAACCGAUUGCCCAACUCUCGCUGGCUGAGGAUGGAGAUGCUGAUCUGCUGGGACAUCUCAUGUUGGUGGGUCGCAAGGUGGCCAAGGAUCUGGGUCUGAAGGAGGGAUACCGUGUGGUCAUCAACAAUGGCAAGCACGGUGCCCAGUCCGUUUACCAUUUGCAUUUGCACUUUCUCGGCGGUCGCCAGAUGCAGUGGCCUCCGGGAUAGGGAGAAACUAUACAACCCAGAAGAUCUAAGAUCAUGUAAUCCCAAGGACUCUAAGAACUCCAAGAGAAAUAUAAAAAUAAAUUAUGUAAAUGGAAGAACCAUUUAUAUUUUGUUUACUU